CUCAACUAGGUAACAUAGACUCAUUCUGGUGGAUUGGGAGGGCCUUUGCUAGCCAUACACACAUGCGAAAUCUCUUCACUUAAAACCGUGAGAAUGGUGGCCGAGAAGUGGGCAGUCCUACUGUGUUCUUUCAGGGACACUUAGAGUCCAGGGAAAUCUCCUCUGACCGCCAGGUUCAAGUCACACCGACAAAUAAGACGGACGGAAGGACACACCAGCAGACGGAGAGAAAAGGAACCGGCAUAUUACCAGGAAGACAGAGAAAGAAGAAAACGACGCACUCAUCCUGUUCAACAUGACUCUGCGUGAGCUGCGUAGUCGUGAGUUCUGGCGGGCUGUGCUGGCCGAGCUGAUGGGUUCCUUGGUGUUUGUCAGUGCGGUCCUGGGGGCCUCUGUGCCGGGCCCUGGAGGACCCUCAACUGGGCCACUCUACCCUGCCCUGGCCGCAGGCAUGGUGGCUGUGGCCCUGGGACACUGCUUCGGUGAGAUCAGCGGGGCACAGGUGAACCCAGCAGUGACCCUGUCUCUGUUGGCCACGCGGAGGAUGGACAUGCUGAAGGCUCUGGCGUAUGUGGUGGCCCAGUGUCUUGGGGCCAUAAUGGCGGCCUCUGCUCUCUACCUUGCCCUGCCUCUCAGAACCACUGCCGACUGCUUCAUCAGCAUGGUUCCCCUGGAGGUGAAUGUGGUACAGGCUCUAGGGAUGGAGGCUCUCUCAACGUUCCAGCUGGUCUUCACUGUGUUUUCUGUGGAGGACCAGCGACGGAGGGAGAACCCAGAACCAGGCAACCUGGCCAUCGGCUUCUCUAUCAGUGCAGGCGUGCUGACUGCGGGUCAGUACUCUGGUGGCAGUAUGAAUCCGGCACGUUCCCUGGGUCCUGCCAUCAUCACUGGCUUCUGGGAAAACCACUGGGUGUACUGGAUCGGCCCGGUGUUGGGAGCAGUGCUUGCCGGGAUGUCCCAUGACUUUUUCUUUGCUCCUAGUGCGUCAAGGCAGAAGCUGGUUGCGUGUCUGACCUGUAAGGACAUAGAGAUGGUGGAAACAGCCAGCGUGUCCCGGUCCUCCCUGUCUACAGUUACCCAGACCGCCAUGAGGGCUAAGCAGGUCAACAAACAGGAGCAAAACUAGAUAUAGACACAGAACACCACAAUAAACAUUAUGAAAUAUACCACACAAAAUAUACCGUAUACAUUUUACAAACACCAAUGUACAUUCAUUUAAUCAAUUAGCGAUUGUCAUGAUAUACAGAGAGGGGAAAAAAAUGUAUCCCCUGCUGAUUUUGUACGUU
Molecule: messenger RNA, 1286 nt
Organism: Esox lucius (northern pike)
Lineage: Eukaryota; Metazoa; Chordata; Actinopteri; Esociformes; Esocidae
Product: aquaporin-4
Exons: 6
Coding region: 296-1126 (276 amino acids)
Biological process (GO): transmembrane transport
Cellular component (GO): plasma membrane
Molecular function (GO): water channel activity
Source: RefSeq, a predicted model, not a curated record